GCUCACAGAAGAAAUCUUCUUGUUCUCACUUUGUCCUGUUUGUCUCACAAAGACGACGGUUUAAGUCCCGCUCAGAGGCGUCUCACGUUUGGAUUUCCUUCAUAGAAAGACUGUGCUGAACAGGAGCCAUGGGGGCACUGCAGUGUAUCAAAUACCUGGUGUUUGUUUUCAACUUUCUCUUCUGGCUGGCGGGCACUGCGGUGCUGGCUGUGGGCCUCUGGCUGCGUUUUGACUCAAGGACGGCCGGACUGUUUGAGGGACAGGACUCGCCGACCGUCUUCUUCACCGGCGUGUACAUCCUGAUUGCGGCGGGCGCUCUGAUGAUGGUCGUGGGCUUCCUGGGAUGCUGCGGAGCCAUUAAAGAGUCGCCGUGCAUGCUGGGAUUGUUCUUCCUCUUCCUGCUCCUCAUCUUCGCUGUGGAGGUGGCUGCUGGGAUCUGGGGUCUCUCCAACAAGGACCGGGUGGUCGAGGACGUCACUGAGUUCUACAAACAAACCUACGACAACUACAAGAACACCAAACAGGAAGCUCUGAAGGAGACGCUGCGUCUCAUCCACUUUGGACUGAACUGCUGCGGCCCCACGGGGACGCUGAUGGACGGGGCCAAAGACAUCUGCCCCAAGAAGGAGGGACUGGAGGUCUUCGUCACCACGAGCUGUCCGACCGCCAUCGACGAGGUGUUUAACAACAAGCUGCACAUCAUCGGCGGGGUCGGCAUCGGCAUCGGCAUCAUCAUGAUCUUCGGGAUGAUCUUCAGCAUGAUGCUCUGCUGCGCCAUCAAGAGGUCCAGAGACUUCGUCUAAAACUCGACACAAAAUCUCCUCCGUCUUAACUUCUGUGUCCUCACCUCCACCUCCGCCACUUCCUGUCUCUUUAAUAACAAUCGUCUCUCAGUUUCCCCGCUCGCUCCGUACAGGAUGACCUCACCGCGAGAGUACGGCGCCGCAGCAGCAACCACGCCCACAAAACACCCCCCCAUCAACGAAAUGUUUUUAUUCUGGCACCCGAAAUAAUCAAUGUGUUUCUGUCAUCAAGUCACAGAGCAGGUCUGCAGGUCAUCGAGUCACAGAGCAGGUCUGCAGGUCAUCGAGUCACAGAGCAGGUCUGCAGGACUGCAGGACUGCAGGUCUGCAGGACUGCAGGACUGCAGGUCUGCAGGACUGCAGGACUGCAGGUCUGUGCUGCCCCCUGGCGGACACUGGAGAUCACCUCAUUAACUCGCCACUGUUGAUAAAAAUCACUUUUUUUGUGUAAAAACGUGUUUCAGAAAAGUUUGUCGCCUGAGUCCGUUUGUGGUCUAACAGGCUUUUUGCAGCUAACUCGAUUUUACUGCAACACUUUUUUGUUUUUUUUGUUUUGUUUUUGCUUGUUUCUUAAAGUUUUGUGUUUUGACUUUUAUAAAAAGCAGAACUGCAGCGUUUUAUGCAAAUAUUGUGAUGAUUGCAGUUCAGAUAUAUCUUUAAAUGCCAAAUAAAUGAACUAAUGAACAAUGA
Plectropomus leopardus (leopard coralgrouper) is the source of this 1493-nucleotide messenger RNA. The record is from RefSeq and is a predicted model, not a curated record. NCBI's taxonomy places the organism in Eukaryota, Metazoa, Chordata, Actinopteri, Perciformes, Serranidae.